Molecule: messenger RNA, 1215 nt
Organism: Epinephelus moara (kelp grouper)
Lineage: Eukaryota; Metazoa; Chordata; Actinopteri; Perciformes; Serranidae
Gene: pxmp4
Product: peroxisomal membrane protein 4
Exons: 4
Coding region: 67-705 (212 amino acids)
Cellular component (GO): peroxisomal membrane
Source: RefSeq, a predicted model, not a curated record
GACACAUCACUCUGGCUCGUAUGUGUGUAACCUGAUUUGAUGUCCGGUCGGCUCUGAUUGAAAGUCAUGGCAGGUCCUGAUCUGAUUAAAACUCUUCUGUACACCAUCAAUAACCUGCUGCAGCAACAGAAGUACAAAGCGGCGUUGGCGGUGCUGAAAGGAUUCAGAAACGGCGCCGUAUAUGGGGCCAAAAUCAGAGCUCCACAUGCCCUGGUAAUGACAUUUUUAUUCAGAAGUGGCAGUCUGAAGGACAAGCUCAGAGCCAUUUUAAAGGCCACGUACACCCACUCUCGCAACCUGGCAUGCUUUGUGUUCACGUACAAAGGACUGCAAGCCCUGCAGGAGAAGUGCCAGGGAAAGAGUUUGCAGUCUCACUCCUUUCUGGCGGCCUGUGUUGGAGGCUGGUUAGUGUUUGGAGAUAACAACAACAUCAACAGCCAGAUCAACAUGUACCUGCUGUCCAGGAUCCUCUUCGCCCUGUCUCGGCUGGCCGUAGAGAAAGGAUUCAUCCCGCAGCCUAAACACGACCCUUUCCCCCUCUUCGCCACGCUGGUGUGGGGCAUUGUCUUGUGGCUGUUUGAAUAUUACCCUCACACCCUCCAGCCCUCACUGCAGUCCUCAAUGAACUACCUCUACCAUGACAGCAACGUGUGGCAUGACAUAACGGACUUCCUUGUUUAUAAUAAACCAAGGACUACUGCUUAGACAUGACGUUUUUUCUCACAAUGGACCAGCUCACUACAGUACAUGACCUGCAUUCUUUUUUUUUAAUAUAAUUAUGAAUAUUCUGAAUAUUAUUGAAUGUUGCCUUUGUAAAAUUAUUGUUUGAUUUUAGUUUGUACGGAAGGAUUUUGUCUUGUUGGUCAAUGUUUGAUUCAAUGACGUGUAUGUUCUUGUGUGUAAGCUCACACUGAGUUUCCAGCUAAAGAGGUACACCAGUGUGUUUAAGUACUGUUAUUAUUAUUUGAAAAAAUCUGAUUGUUUUCCUGCUGAUGUUCUGGGUGAUUGUACAGUUUUGUCUGAUUUUAAUUUCCAGGAGUGUGUCGCUAAAAACAGCUGCCACAGAAUAAAAGACAAAAGAUGUUUAAUGCAGGUAAGACUCAAGUUCUGUUAUCUGUUGCGAACAGAAACUGAUGUCAGUGUUUGCACUAUCAUAAAGUGAUUUGGUGUGAACACAAUCAAUAAAAACUAAAAUAAAGACAUAUUUUAAAAAUA